UUAAUUUUUCUUUCCACAAAUAACAUUAAUAUGAGUUUAAAAAAGUUAACUUCUUCAAAGAAAGAAAAAAAUCGUAUAUCUAAUCUAUUACAAAAUCCUUUUACUAUCACUAAAAGUAUUCAUCAAAAAAGAAUUGAUAUCUUAAAUGCUCAACAAAGUAAAAGUUUAGUAUCAGAUAAUUUGAAUAAUAUAACUUUAGAUUAUGAAAUUUUGGACAAUACAAUUUCAGAUAAUAAUAUUAGUUUAGAUACUAAUAAUACAACUGAUCUUGAUAUUAGCUUUCAAGAUAAUAAUAAUGAAGAACAGAAACCAAAAUAUGCACGUCUUACAAAAGAUAAUUGCAAGUAG
Molecule: messenger RNA, 348 nt
Organism: Scutellospora calospora
Lineage: Eukaryota; Fungi; Glomeromycota; Glomeromycetes; Diversisporales; Gigasporaceae
Source: the annotation of a GenBank genome assembly